AUGGAAAAAGAACUUAAGGAUAUUAGAGCUUAUCAUCUCAAAGUUAUUGAAGACAAACUUAUUGAAUUAAUCACUCACAAAAGUAGAAUUCUUACAGUCUAAAGUGAAGAAGUAGGAGAUUUUAAAAAAAACUUUGAUGAAUUCAAACCACUCACUUAAGUAAUUCAAAAAACUACCCGCGAAUGUUUAUCAGAAUUUUAAUCUAAAUUAGAUGAAGCUGAUAGAUAAGCCAUCUAAUAGUUUCAUUAACAAUAAGAUCAAUUAGAAUAUCAUGCUAGUCGAUUAAACUAACAAUAGAAUCAAAUCUAAUAGAUCUAAGAAUUAUUUGAAUAACAAACAAAAUAAAGAUUAUAAAUUGCUGAAAUGUAAAAGGCUAAAGAAAGAAUGCUUAUUGAAUUACAGUAAAUUAAAGAAGAGCUUGAAUAAAAGAAAUUCUUGAAGCAAUAACUUAUGAAUAAUUUUAAAUUGAGUUAACAACAAUAAAUUCAAUUGCAAUAGGAACUUAAAGACACUGAACAUUAAAAAAGAUAUUGGAAUAAUUUAUUAUAAGAAGCCAAGGGUAACAUUCGUGUUUAUUGUCGUAUUCGACCCAAUUCAUAAGAAGACAUGUUAUUAUUGAAUGGAGAAUGUACAUUAGUACUUAGAGUUCCUGAGAGAUUUUUAAAAUCAACUAAUUGUUAAAAAGAAAGUAGUUUCAAUUUUGAACACAUUUUUAGUUAGGAAGCAGAUUAAUAAGAAAUAUAUAAUGAACUGUCAGAUUUAGUUCAAAAUGUUGUUGAUGGUCAUAAUGUAUGCAUUUUUGCUUAUGGUUAAACAGGAUCAGGUAAAACAUAUACAAUGCAAGGUGAUGAUCAUAAUAAAGGUGUUAUACCAAGAGCUGUUGAAUAAAUAUUUAAAGAAAGAUUAGGAAUGUUAGAACUUGGAUGGUAAACUAAUAUUAGAGUUGGAUUUCAAGAAAUUUAUAAUGAACAGAGUAGGGAUUUAAUUACUAAUUAAAAAUGUGAUGAAGUUAAGUUAUUGGAUGUAAAAGAUAUUUACGAAGUUGCAGAACAUUUUAAUACUGCAAAGAAAAAUAGAUAAGUAGCAGAAACUCUUAGUAAUGAAGUAUCAUCUAGAAGUCACUUUAUAUUUUAAUUAAAUUUAUAAGGACAUAUGGGAGAUAAGUAAAUAAAUUCAACUUUAAAUUUAAUUGAUUUAGCAGGUUCUGAGAGAGCUAAUGUAGCCAAAACUGAAGGAGAUAGAUUUACUGAAACUAAAGCAAUCAAUAAAUCAUUAAGUGCUUUAGGUGAUGUGUUUAAUGCACUUUAUACUAAAUAAUAACAUGUACCAUUUAGAAAUAGUAAAUUGACAUUUUCAUUGUAUAAGUAUAUGGAAGGAAGUUCUAAAACUUUAAUGAUGGUAAACAUUUCAUCAAGAUCAGAAGAUUUUCAACAAACACUUGCAAGUCUUAGAUUUGCUGAAAAAGUAAAAUCUUGUUAAAUUAAGAAAUGAAUUAUAAAUAUUAUAUAAAUGCUAUUAUUUUUAUUGUUCAUUCCAUCAUUUACAUUGUAUUGCUGUAUAAAUAUAUCUAAUAAUUGAGUCAAUAACAAUUUAACUAUAUAUGCGUCAACAUAUGAACGAAAGGAAUGGGAUUUGAAUAAAUACUUUUCAGGAGAAGAUCUAACCUUUUCAUUAAAUGGAAAUGAGGAAUAAUUUGAAAUUCUUGAAUUACUUAAACCUUUGGAUGGUACCUAAAUAGAUUUAAGUAGAAUAAAGUAUAUCAAUAUUAGGUAAUGUUACACUAAUAGAUAUAAAUUCUAUGAAGAGUAGAGGAUUUAAAUCUAAUUAGAAAGCUAUUUUAAUAAAAAAUGAAUCCACUUAUUAAAUAAGAUAUCCAUCGAUCAAUAAUAUUUAUUUUGAAACAGAUCAACCAUGUUCUUUUGUUAGAGUAAUAUAAAAUGAUGUUAUAUUGUUGGCAGAUGGUAGAAAAUUUUGGAUAGCGAAACAAUAAAAUUAAUACUAAAUUGAUAGUGUAAUCUUAAAUAUUGAUGUUUAAGAUGGAAAAAUUUUGGUGAUCUCUAAAAAUAAUGUAUAAAUGUAUUAUUAUGAUGGUACAUUACAUGACUUUAAUAUUGUUAUAAACUAAACCGUAUUGAAGACUUUGAUGCCUUUUGCAAAUAAAUCAUUUGAAAUUAUUGAUGCCUAAUUAGCUAUAUAAAAUUAAAUAGUUCUUUUAGAUAAAUCCUUUGGAGUUAUAAUAUUAGAAAGCAUUGCUUUAGACUAAUUUUCAUUGAUACACCACCAUAAUUAUACUUAUUACUCUACUUAUUAUUCUAUGAGCGUGAUGUUCGAGGAUUUAAGUUAUUUAAUUAUGGUUACUGCAAUUCAGAAUUCAUUCUUUCUACUUUCUAAAUAUCAAAUAGAAACUUUUUAUUGGAUGAGUUAAGUCGAUCUGUCUCAUUUUCGAGUAUAAGCAUUGAGAGUAAAUCGUGAAUAAAAGUACUACAGUUUAUAUAAUUCUACUUAUAUAAGUAUUUAUUAUCUUUUAAAUAUGGUAAGAGUAUAUUCAAAAUCAUUUGAAACACCAGUUUUACUAGAUUUCAAUUAUUUGUUGUCGAAUCUAUAUCUUGUGAGUGAAAAAACACAACAAAACUAUUAUGUUUCUUCAGCUAUGUUAAUUAUGAAACCUUUCACUUAACCUUCAGGUGAGUUUUAAAGAUUAUAAGUUAUUGGUACGGAAGAAACAUAAUGUGCUUUAACAUUGAAUUAUAUUAUUUAUGAUUAUUUAGAUAACAAUUUGUAUUAAAAAUCAAAUGUGAAAAACCAAUUAAAUCCAUUUGUCAAUUAUCCAACAUAUCCAUAAGUUUCUAUCUUUAAGGAAUUAGGUGUUACUGGAUCAAAUAUUAAUGCAAAUAUAUAACUUAAUGAUCAGAGUAUAAAAUUAAAACUUGGUUAUCUAGAAGAUUUAAAUAUUAAUGGUAUAAUAUGGCCAGAUAAUAUGGUUUUUGUUAGUAUAUUUUAUAGUGGUAGUUUUACUUAUUAUGUUAUUUAAGUGUAAAACUUAAAAGCCACCUUAUAUCAAUGUAGAGAAUUUAUAAUUAGUUAAUAAUUAUAAUGUCAAAAAGUUUAAGAAUUCAAUCCAAACAGAGAAUUGGAUCAUGAUUCUUUCUAAUGGAUUGAAAAAGAAGUUGUAAUUUUUGGGUAUAUUUCUAAAUUUAGACACACAAUCGAAAUGUUUUAAUUAAAAUAAUCAAUUGUCUCAAAAUUAUUUGUUAUUUCUACAAGUCUGAAAGAUGAGAAUUCAUUAAUUAGUUCAUUUUAUUUAACUGAAUAAUUGAUAUAUGUAGUACUAGAAAAGAAAGGUGAAAUAUAUAUUUAUUAAUUGAAUGAUAAAGGAUAUAUCUAUACAAUAACAUAAUCAGAUGUAGAACCUUAUUAAUUAAAUCCCAAAUUUGUGAGAGUUGAUAAAAAGUAGAAUCUGAUAAUCAUAGCAAAUUAAGAUUCUUUAUUUGCUGGAUUCUUAUAUGAUAGAUUUUAAGUAAUUUAUUAUCAGUCUUUUCCAGAAUGUAGAUAAAUUGAAGUAAGUUUAACAAGUUACUCAUUUUUCGUAGCUCUACAUUUUGGACACUAAUAGGAACUUAGAGAAUAUAGCAUAAAGAAAAGAUAAGUAUCAUUCAUGAAGAAAAUCCCACUUUUUCAUUACAUUCUACAAACACCAUUGUAGAUGAUGUCAUCAAUAGAUUAAAUAGUAAUUAGAGCCUACACUCCAGUUCUCUAAUAAACAGUAUUAUUAGUCUAUCAACCAGAUGCAAAUUUGAGAGAGUCUCUUAUAACACACAUUCCGUUAGGCAACUACAUAAAAGAUACAAUAAUUAUAGGAAUAACCAAAGUUUAUUAAUAUGGUUUAUUAAUACAUGCUAGUUCUAAAUUUGGAAUAAAGAAUUAAUUAGUUUAUAGGAAUUUUUAAGCAGUGAUUUCAUCAGAAUGGAAUGAUGAAUAUAUACACAAAAAGGAACUAUUAAUUCAUUAUGAUUCAAUUGAUUCUCCAGAAAAAAUAGAAUUUAAAUAGAAUGUAACCUUUUUAAAUUUAAUGACAAAUAUUGUGGCAAUAGUAAGUAAUGAGAGCUUAGUGGUUAAUUAAGCUGCAAUGAAAAUAUAAAAUGAAUGGUUUAAAGGAUAAAUAAUAUAAUAUUAGGUGGAAUGUUAAUAAUGUUAAGAUUAAAUCCUACUUACUUAAAAGAUUGAUUUAAUUUAAAGUUUGGAGUAUUAUUCAACCUUGUUAGAUGAAUGUAAGUUAGAUCAUGAUUCUUUUGUAUUUAUGACAGCAAAUCAAUUGAUAUUUUUAAAUUCUGCUCAUUAUGUAAAACAUCCAACUUUCUAUUUCAGCUUUGACCCACAAUUUACACCUAAUAAUGUAUGGUGCAAAGCAGAUACAAUCCUAAUUACUGGUUAGACAAAUACAUAUUAAGGUUUUGUAUAGAUGGUUAAAUUUCAAGAUAAAUAAUAUUAAAUGAUUGGAGAACCAUUUUAUAUUAAACUGAAUUCAUAACUUAUUUAAUUAGAUAUAUUAGACGAUGGAAAUUUUAUAAUUUUAGAUGCUUUUCAAAUUAUUGGAGGGUAUAUGUACUCGACAUCUAAAAUAUGUGCUUAUCAUUAUGAAUUUACUCCUCCUUAAUCAGUAUCAUAUACAUAUACACAAUGUGUAGAUGAAAGAAAAUUCAGGGAUUUUUAUGCAUCUAGUUUUAUAACUUAUAAAAUUAAUAAUAAAUAUAGAGUAUUUUUGAGUGAUUUAUAAUAAGGAUUGUUUAUAUAAGAUUUCCAUUAUAUAGAUGGUUCAAUCAAAUGUAUUACUCCAGAUGAUGCUUUUUAUAGAGUAUCAUUGAGAUAACCGAUAGAAUAGAUGAUGGGAUUGAAUAUUGAUGAUGAAGUACGAUAUCUUAAAGUGAUACAAUAUGGAGAUCCCUAAAACAAUUUUUAAAUUUUUAAAAUGAUUCUACUAACAAACUCUAUUGUUCAUUUGUCAUUGGUGUUGUACUUUGAGGAUGAUGUGUACUAAAAAUUAUUUAUAAAUGAAAUGAUUCAGAGAUACUCUGAUUUUGAUAUAUACUACAAAGCUUCAUUGGAGAAAGACUAUUUAGCUUUAGCUUACUAAGCUAAAUACUAUACUAUUUGUAUUUAUAAAUUAGGUUAGAUAGAAUAACCAACGUUGAUGAUUGGAGGAGUCGAAAUAACUUAAUCUUAACCAAACUAAUUUUUUUCUCUUCAUAGUGAUGAGAAUGGAUAAACGCUAUUACAACUUAAUAAAGAAAAUAAGAAAUUGAAUUUAUAUGUGGUAGAGGAAUAAGCCACUCUUUCUUUUCUUGGAAAUGCCACAGAACAACCAAUUACUUUAACUGCAAUUAAUUAACUUACAUAAGCUUCUAUUAUUCUAAAUGUUUAGAUGACUACUAUCAAUCCCACCAAUUUGUAAAUAAUUUUAAGUUGAUUUUAGAUAUUGGAUAUUAUUAACCAUUUUGUUCUGUGUUUUAUUUUUCUUAGGUCUCUUAGCACUUAUUGUAUAUUACAAACAUAAGGGAUCGAAGAAUCAACUUUAAUCGUAAAACAAAAGAAAAAAAGGUGAUGCCUACUGCUUACAUAAUUAAUGA
Molecule: messenger RNA, 5624 nt
Organism: Paramecium sonneborni
Lineage: Eukaryota; Ciliophora; Oligohymenophorea; Peniculida; Parameciidae
Source: the annotation of a GenBank genome assembly